AUGGCCCAAGAGGUGGUGUCCCACAUGUCCAAGAUCCUAACCAAUCCCGGGAGCGCCUGCGAGCAGGCGAUCGAGCGAUCCUUCACCAAGCGAAACUGGCGGCAUGUGGUGAUGUACGCUAUCGAUCCGACCCAGUACUUGUUCAUGGAGUUCCAUAAGGAGUGGGAGACAUUCAAACAGGGCCUCGUCGACAGGUACUGUCAGGAGCUGAAGAACAACUUCGGCAACUGCCUCCGAGUCGCCGAAGAGCGCAUGCAAGACCUCCUUGCAGGCGGGAAUCUCGAUGGCGUGAAGGACCUCACCAUGAACAAGCUUUCGCAGGUUCUGAAGGAGGUGUGUGCAGAGCUGGCGGACGACUCACUGUCCGCAGUGCUAUGUGGCUGCCUGCCGUCCUUUCAGGCCGGCCGGAUAAGGGUUUAG
This is a messenger RNA of Symbiodinium necroappetens, 420 nucleotides long. NCBI's taxonomy places the organism in Eukaryota, Dinophyceae, Suessiales, Symbiodiniaceae. The record is from the annotation of a GenBank genome assembly.